AUGGAAGAAACUUGCAAGCCUCUGAAAACUGAUAAUAGACUAAAGCACCACCCUUUAACUCCUUUUAGGUUGAUAAGGGGUCUUAUUUGUUUGUUGGUGUAUCUUUCUACUGCUUUUAUGUUUCUAGUAUAUUUUGCACCUGUUGUGGCUGUCCUGUUGCGGCUUUUCAGCAUACACUAUUGUAGAAAAGCAACCUCCUUCCUCUUCUCUCUUUGGCUAGCUUUGUGGCCCUUUUUAUUUGAAAAGAUAAAUGGGACCAAAGUUGUGUUUUCUGGAGAUUUAGUUCCACCAAAGGAACGUGUUUUGGUAAUUGCUAAUCACAGAACUGAGGUUGAUUGGAUGUACUUGUGGAAUCUGGCAUUGCGAAAGGGGUGCCUGGGCUACAUCAAGUACAUCCUCAAGAGCAGCUUGAUGAAACUACCGGUCUUUGGUUGGGGAUUCCAUAUUUUGGAGUUCAUUUCAGUUGAGAGGAAGUGGGAAGUUGAUGAACCUGUCAUGCGGCAAAUGCUUUCGACUUUCAAGGAUCCUCAAGAUCCCUUGUGGCUUGCACUUUUCCCUGAAGGAACUGAUUUUAGUGAACAGAAAAGCCAGAGGAGCCAAAAGUUUGCUGCUGAAGUUGGACUUCCUGUGCUGACGAAUGUGCUACUUCCUAAAACAAGGGGUUUUUGCAUGUGCUUGGAAGUUCUACGAGGUUCCUUGGAUGCAGUUUAUGAUGUGAGUAUUGCAUAUAAACAUCAAUUGCCUACAUUUCUGGACAACGUAUUUGGUACAGAUCCUUCAGAAGUUCACAUUCAUGUUCGACGUAUCCCUGCCAAGGAGAUCCCAGCCUCUGACGCUGAGGCUGCUACUUGGCUAAUGGAUAGGUUCCAGCUCAAGGAUUGGUUGCUCUCAGACUUCAAAGCUCAGGGCCAUUUCCCUAAUGAAGGAACAGAACAAGACCUUUCUACACUGAAAUGCUCGGUAAAUUUUGCCGUGAAUGCAAGUGUACCGCCAAAAUGGUUUGACAUGAAGCGUAGAAAUGCUUCAUCACUUGAAUACCAUGAAACCCAUGGUGUUAUGCGAUGUCAAAUGAAAUCCACGUUUUGGGGUUUAGAAAAGCGAAGAUAUACUGGUCUUCGGUUGGAGAACUUGAAGCUGAUAGAAGAUUAA
Molecule: messenger RNA, 1149 nt
Organism: Dovyalis caffra
Lineage: Eukaryota; Viridiplantae; Streptophyta; Magnoliopsida; Malpighiales; Salicaceae
Source: the annotation of a GenBank genome assembly